GCCAGGUGCGCAGGGCCGGCUCCGCGGCGGGGGCCGUGCGUGAGGAGCCCGGCCGGGCGCUGCCGCCAUGGAGCACAUCCGGAUGCCCAAGGUGGAAAAUGUUAGGUUACUUGAUCGUUUAUCUUCAAGAAGAGCUGUGGUGGGAACCUUGUAUUUAACAGCUACCCAUGUCAUAUUUGUGGAGAAUGGUUCUGAAACCCGCAAAGAAACCUGGGUUCUCCACAGCCAAAUUUCCUCUAUUGAGAAGCAAGCCACCACUGCCACUGGUUGCCCCUUACUGAUCCGCUGCAAGAACUUCCAGGUGAUCCAUCUGGUGAUCCCUCAGGAACGAGACUGCCAUGACGUUUACAUAUCCCUGAUACGUCUGGCUCGGCCAGUGAAAUAUGAAGAGCUGUACUGCUUCUCCUUCAAUCCAAAAUUAGAUAAAGAAGAACGAGAGCAAGGGUGGAAGCUUGUGGACCUCAAUGAAGAAUAUAACAGGAUGGGUGUUCCAAACAGCUAUUGGCAGAUUAGUGAUGUGAACAGAGACUAUGGAGUCUGUGACUCCUAUCCUACAGAAGUCUAUGUACCAAAGUCUGCAACUGCACCCAUCAUAGUGGGGAGUUCCAAAUUUCGCAGCCGAAGGCGUUUCCCAGCUCUUUCCUACUACUGCAAGGGCAACAAUGCCUCCAUAUGUAGAAGCAGCCAGCCUUUAUCUGGCUUUAGUGCUCGAUGCCUUGAGGAUGAGCAGAUGCUCCAGGCCAUCAGAAAAGCCAAUCCAGGCAGUGAUUUUAUCUAUGUUGUUGACACUCGGCCCAAACUCAAUGCAAUGGCAAACAGAGCAGCAGGGAAGGGCUAUGAAAAUGAAGACAACUACUCCAACAUCAAGUUUCAAUUCAUAGGCAUUGAGAACAUCCAUGUUAUGAGAAAUAGUCUGCAGAAGAUGCUUGAAGUUUGUGAGCUGAAAUCACCUUCAAUGAGUGACUUUCUGUGGGGCCUAGAAAAUUCUGGCUGGCUGAAGCAUAUCAAAGCCAUUAUGGACGCUGGCAUUUUUAUUGCAAAGGCUGUGGCUGAGGAAGGUGUGAGUGUGCUUGUUCACUGCUCUGAUGGCUGGGAUAGGACAGCCCAGGUUUGCUCUGUAGCAAGCCUUCUAUUGGAUCCAUAUUACAGAACUAUGAAGGGAUUCAUGGUGUUAAUUGAAAAAGACUGGGUUUCCUUUGGCCACAAAUUUAACCACAGGUAUGGCAAUUUAGAUGGAGAUCCAAAGGAGAUAUCACCUGUUAUUGACCAGUUCAUCGAAUGUGUUUGGCAGCUAAUGGAACAGUUUCCUUGUGCCUUUGAAUUCAAUGAAAGAUUCCUCAUCCACAUACAGCAUCAUAUCUAUUCUUGCCAGUUUGGGAAUUUCCUGUGUAACAGCCAGAAGGAGAGAAGAGAGCUGAAAAUCAAAGAAAGAACGUAUUCAUUGUGGGCUCACUUGUGGAAAAAUCGUGCCGAUUACCUGAAUCCUUUAUACAGGUCAGACCACAGUCAAACCCAAGGGACCCUGCACCCACAGAUAACUCCAUGCAACUUCUUGUACAAGUUCUGGAGUGGUAUGUACAACCGCUUUGAAAAGGGGCUGCAUCCUCGACAGUCAGUUACUGAUUAUCUGAUGGCAGUGAAGGAAGAAACUCAGCAGCUGGAGGAAGAGCUGGAAGUCUUGCAAGAGAGAUUGGCAAAUCUUCAGAAAUCACAAUCAGGUAAUAAUAAAGUCAAGAGUAAGCAACAAGACCGAAGCAAACAGUUUGGACUGUAUACCUCCAACAACAGCUUAGCUAACACUCCCCAGGAGUAUAGCAGUGAUCUGAAAUCAUUCCCAUCCCGGAGCCCUUCUCAAGGGGAUGAAGAUUCCGCCCUGAUUUUGACACAGGAUAACCUGAAAAGCUCUGAUCCUGACCUCUCAGCCAACAGUGACCAGGAGUCUGGUGUGGAGGACUUAAGCUGUAGGUCCCCAAGUGGGGGUGGCUGCGUGCCUAGUGAAGACAGUGGCAAGGACUCUGACGAAGCUGUAUUUCUGGCAGGCUGAAAUACCUGCAUGGCAGCAAGGAUCCAGAUGAUGUAGAGUCUUACACAGUCUGGAAUGACAUCUUUUCAUCAGAUGAAGAAUGGAAGUGGUCUGUGGCCUAAAGAAAUAAUCCAAAGAAAGGGAACUGUGCAAUUGUGUAAGUUAAGAUCUGAGCAGAACAAGUCAUUACUAAUUUUAACACAUUACACUAAAGAAAGGUAAUGCUGUUAUAUUUCAUUAAGCCAAUAUGGUGGUUGUUUUAUCAAUGCUGUACAUAAUUAUCCCUUACUUUGUACAUUUCCACAGUUAUUUAUUGGACAGGAUAAUAGUUCUUUUCCUAAGAUGUGAAAUUCCAAAGUACUCUUACAGAAGGCUGAAGAUGCAUUAUUGUUAGCCUCACUGGUGAAGCAGUCACAACUUAUUUUUGUACAGCUCAUUUACCUUCAGACAUAUGUAUUUUCUCUGCUUUUUUCUUCACAAGAAGUUAGAACAAUUAUUUUGCAUAUUCUCCUACUAAUAUCCUUUACAGCAAAGUAAAACUAACAAAUGGACACCCUGGCUCAGGGGACAAGGAUUUUUUUGAUCCUUGAAAAAAAAAAUCCAUUAAUAAGCAGUUGCUGCUGCUGCAUCUGAAUGCAUCCAAUUUCUACUCAAUUCUCAACCACUGUUGAAAGUUCAGUAGAUUCUGUGACCACAACAUCAAGGCUCACACAGCCUUUGUGCUAAAACACUCCUUUGUAACAAAAGCUGCACCAGGCAGUUUGCUCUUGCCUCUUUAUGUUUUGUUAUCAAGUUUGUUUAUAUCUUACCCGUGUUCCAAACCACCUACACAAGAUAUAAAAUUUUAAAGGUGAUAAAAUCCCUGAUUCUUCAGCCUGUUUUCCUACUUGAAAAUGUUUUGAGUGGAAGUGAGGUACAUACACAGAGUAGAUGGAAUAGGGAAUAUCAAAUCACUUACAGAAAUCAUUAUGAAAACAUCAUUCUGAAUCAGUAAGUAAAUGAAAGCUAUGCCCAUAAAGGAACUGUUACAGAGAAUAUUUCUUCCAAAUUUUGUUAUUCAAAAUAAACUAACCGUAACCACCUGGUGUUUCUUAUCCUCACACAAAAUUUCCCUUUUAGUAUUUGCCAACCUGAACAGAGCAUGGCAAUACUAAUUUAAGAAAAGGACUGAUUCACUAUUUAUCAGAAAGUUUAAUCUCAUUUAAGAAUUCAGAUAUUUUUGAGAAUAGGAGUAAUAUUUUUCAUAAUCAACAGUUCAGAAGUAAACAACUGAAAAAUCUUCAAAAUUUGGAAUGUCUUGAAACUCACUAAAGAGGUGGCCGGCCAUAUUAGGCUGCAACUUGAUUUCAAGUUUGUUGUUUUUUAAAAUUUUAUUUAAAGCCAGCAGUUAAAAAUAUCAUUCAUAUGGCUGCUUUUACAUGCUUGAAGACAGUGCAGAAUUGAACUCUAGUAGAGCAAAGUGGUAGUAAUGUAAGUUUACUUAGAUUGCAUUUCACACACUCCUUCAAGUACAGACCUACAGAAAGAAUAGUAUUAUAUAAAUAUACCUCAAUUUAGAAUAAUUAGAUUUUAAUUAUUCAGUCUGCUUUUCUGGAAUGGCUUUUCAUUCUGUUCUGUGAACAUGUUAUUGAAAGUGAAUAGGUAAACUUCAGUAUUAUUACUAUCCUCUAAAGGGAGCUGCUGUCUUUGAACAAAUAAUUCUUAACAGCAAGGUUUAUCUUUAUAUUGGAAAGGUGAGAUCCUCAAUUUGAUAAAUCACUAUGGCUCAAUUCAAAUAAAAACAACAAUAAAUGAUAUUCUGUUGAGAAUCUAGCCUUCUGGUUUUUAAUCUUUAUGAAUUUUUAAUAAAUUAAAGCCCUGAUUUUAACUGCACUUUUAAAAGUGUUUUGUAUUUUGAACAUAGCCUGUAAACUUUAUAGCAUUAAAGGAAACUUUGAAUGGGUUUUCUCAAACUAAAGAAACAUGCUGCAAAGUCAGCAAUGAAAACAAAACACACAAAUAUUCUGCCAAAAAAUCAGUCUGAAAAUUGGCAAUGUUAUUGUACAUAUUUAAAAUGUAAAAUGGUAUAUGAAGACAUUGUGUUCAACUAGACAUGUACAGAAAUAAAUGCAGAAGAGGAAGACAUGCAAAUUCAAAGCACCGUCUUUGUGUUGCUUAUGCAACGCCUUGUAACUAGCUUUACAACUAAAAUAUUAACAUACUAAUAUUUUCUUUAUUAAGCCUUCACUUAGCAGCCCUCUGUGAUGUGUGUUUUAGUCCUUAGAGUUUUGCAUUAACUACUACUGCUUACAUUGUACUGUAUGUAUUUGUGGCAUUAUCAGGCUAAUGAGAAACACCUUCAAAUAAACACUUAGGUGUUAUGAAAUGUUAUUUCACACCAGA
Molecule: messenger RNA, 4405 nt
Organism: Agelaius phoeniceus (red-winged blackbird)
Lineage: Eukaryota; Metazoa; Chordata; Aves; Passeriformes; Icteridae
Gene: MTMR7
Product: myotubularin related protein 7
Biological process (GO): phosphatidylinositol dephosphorylation
Cellular component (GO): cytoplasm
Molecular function (GO): phosphatidylinositol-3,5-bisphosphate phosphatase activity; phosphatidylinositol-3-phosphate phosphatase activity
Source: RefSeq, a predicted model, not a curated record